AUACUCAAAAGCCUCUCAUGCUUAUCUUCAUCAUCAUCUUCUUCUUCUUCUUCUUCUUAUAUACCACUCAUGCAUUCAUUCAUGCCCCACCACCAUCACUAACUUAAUUCCUAGCUACUUCCCCUUUCUCUACUUCUUCUUUUAUUUUUGGAGAUCUUAUAUAUGAGCAACUUCUUGUGUUUUUCUUAGUUUGUGUGCACUUUCAAAGAAGAAUAUAAUAAAAAGCAAAAAAGUUUAAAGGUUCAAAGCGUAUGGUUUGUUGGAGAAGAGAAAGAGGUUUCAACUUCAAGGAUGGAUGCUUCUUCUUUGAUCCCACAAAACAACCUUGGGACCAUGGUUGAGAUGAUGAUAAUGAGUCAAGAGCUUGAUCAUGAUCAUAAUGAUGAUGAUAAUGUUUCUCUUGCUUCUUCUCUUUCUUCUUUCUCUGAAGAUCAUGAUGAUGCUUCCUCUUCUUCAUCUUCAUCAUCAUCUUCUUCUUCUUCAGAGCCUAUGUUUCAGAUGUCUUCUCUUAUGGAUCAACUUCCUAUCAAGAGAGGGUUGUCAAAGCACUUCCAAGGGAAGUCACAGUCUUUCACUUCAUUGGCAAACGUGAAGUGCUUGGAAGAUCUUGUGAAGCCAGAGAGGAAAGAACACUACUUCUCAUGCAAAAGAAAGAAGCUCAAGGGUUCAAAGAGUUAUGGAAAUGGUUUGGAUAAUUAUCAGAAAGCUUUGUCUCCUAAAGAGUGUUCUAGAGUUAUCACUAAGAAGAGCUUUUCAUCAAAAGGUUCAUUAGCUUCAUCAAUAUUGACUAGUAAUAAUGCAAGAAGGCAUGGAUUUCCUGUGAACAAGCCUCCUGUUCAUCCACAAAGAACUGCCUCUUUUGUUUGAUUUAAUUAAGUGCCUUGUAGUUAUGUGUUGUAUGAGAAUUGUGCAUGCUUUGCAAUGCAUGAUCUUUAGAUGAUAAUAAAUGACAUCAUGUCAUCAGUUUUAUAA
Molecule: messenger RNA, 972 nt
Organism: Dioscorea cayenensis subsp. rotundata (Guinea yam)
Lineage: Eukaryota; Viridiplantae; Streptophyta; Magnoliopsida; Dioscoreales; Dioscoreaceae
Exons: 2
Coding region: 292-867 (191 amino acids)
Source: RefSeq, a predicted model, not a curated record